Messenger RNA from Lactuca virosa, 2934 nucleotides. The record is from the annotation of a GenBank genome assembly. Lineage: Eukaryota; Viridiplantae; Streptophyta; Magnoliopsida; Asterales; Asteraceae.
AUGUCUGCAAUAUUAUCAAUGGAGGUAGAUGACGGGACGGAAACGCAUCAUCGGGGAGUCUGUACGCCUUCUGUCAAAGGGAGACAGAGUAUGGACAGCAAUGAAGAAAUUAUAUCACCGAGUCCUAGGUAUAAACAUGUAUACAUGUCUGAUAAAACUAAAAACAAGCGUAAGAACUUUGAUCACACAGAUCCGUUUGCCAUCAGAGAUUUUGUGCUAGGAUUUGAUAGUCCUAAGUAUGGUUCUGUUACAAAAGAUAUAGAAGAUCUUUUUUCACGAAAGAAGCAGAUGUUCAUGCCUACUUUUAGAAAAUUUCCUUUACUUGGAGUUGAUUCACUGGAUCUGAAGCCUAGGAAGGAUAUUUCCAUUGUAAUUGAAAACACAAAGCAUGAUACAAAUGCACAAGCACCACAAUUGGUUGUUAUCAUUGACUCGGAUGAUGAUGAACCCACAUAUCAAAUUCCUUCAAAAUCAUUCCAAGAUGCAGUUAUCAAGAUUCCUUCAAAACCAUACGUGGAUAUAGAACUCAAGAUUCCUUCAAAAACAGACGAGGAUAUAAAACUCACGAUUCCUUCAAAACCAUAUGAGGAUACCAAACUCAAGAUUCCUUCAAAACCACACGAGGAUAUAGCACUCAAGAUUGGUUCAAAACCAUGCAAAGAUACACUACUCAAUAAGCCUACUGAGCUGUCAAUGGAACAAAUUUUGGGUGGAGAUGAUGGUCUUGACCAAGCUACAAAGGAAGGGGGAGAUAGAGAUACAUUAACUGUUGUGGCGCCUAGUGUUGAAAAAGAAAAGAGCUUUAAAGAUGAUGACAUGGACAGUGAAAAAAAACAUGAUGAUGUGGACAAUGACAAGCAUGGUGACAUGGACAGUGGAGGAAAGAAGCAUGAUAAGGGUAAGUAUGUUGGUGUUGAAGAUGACGAUUCAGACGAACAACCUGAAGCUGAUUUUGACGGACUAGGCGAUAUAUGGAAAGAAAUGACAAUCGGAUUAGAGUCUUCAAAGGAUAGAAUCCCAGCAUCUGAUGAAAAUGCAAAUGAAGAGGGAAAAGACUGUGAUCAUACAUUUAUUUUGAAAGAAGAUAUUGGUUCUGUAUGUCGUGUGUGUGGAAUAAUCGAUAAAAGUAUCGAAUCCAUAAUCGAAUUCCAGCGUCCCAAAACCAUAAAGAGUACAAGAACUUAUCACUAUGAAAGCCAAACAAAAAGAGGAGAUCGAGCUAAUCCUGUUCUUAAUGGGGUUAAGCUACCCGGAAAUGAUUUCUCAGUGUGUGAAGUAAUAGCUCAUCCAAGACACAAAAAGCAAAUGAAACCACAUCAAAUUGAGGGUUUCAAUUUUCUUUUAAGCAACUUGGUGUGUGACAACCCUGGAGGCUGCAUUCUUGCUCAUGCUCCAGGAUCAGGGAAAACAUUCAUGCUUAUCAGCUUUAUUCAAAGCUUUAUGGCUAAGUAUCCAGAUGCUCGACCACUUGUGAUUCUCCCAAGGGGUAUCUUGGGAACAUGGAAAAAAGAGUUUACUAGAUGGCAAGUGGAGGACCUCCCGUUGUUUGACUUGUACUCUGUAAAAGCUGAGGGUAGGGUUCAACAAUUUGAAGUGUUAAAACAGUGGGCUAAUCAGAGAAGCAUUUUAUUUCUUGGAUACCAACAGUUUUCCUCGAUAGUGUGUGAUGACGACACAAGCUCAAUUCCAGUUAGUUGUCAAGAGAUUUUACUAACAUACCCUUCGCUUCUCAUACUAGACGAAGGUCACACCCCUAGAAACCAAGACACCAACAUUCUCACCUCUCUUGAAAAAAUCCAAACCCCUAGGAAGGUGGUUCUUUCCGGAACCUUGUAUCAGAACCAUGUCAGAGAGGUUUUCAACAUCCUUAACCUCGUACGUCCCAAGUUUCUACGAAUGGAAAAUUCCAAAGCUAUAAAACGACGUAUUCUGAGCAGGGUGCCCAUUGAAAGCCGGAGAAACCUUUUGAAAAAGAGUACAGAUAACGAAUUCUACGAGGUGGUUGAACAUACUUUGUUAAAAGACGAGGAUUUUAAGAGGAAGGUGACUGUGAUUGAAGAUUUACGUGAUAUGACGAACAAAGUUUUACACUAUUACAAAGGCGAUUCCUUAGACGAAUUGCCUGGACUCGUUGACUUUUCUGUUUUUCUUAACCUCAGCCCCAAACAAAAACGCCAUGUUACAGAGUUGAAAAAGUUGAAAAAGAAAUUCAAAAUAAGUUCAGACGGAAGCGCGAUUUACGUCCACCCUGCGCUCAAAUCUGUAUUGAAGACCACCAAGGACAAAAACGACGACGACAUUAGUAAAAUCGAUGAGAUUUUGGAGACAUUGGACGAAAGAGAAGGAGUAAAAGCUAAAUUCUAUCUCAACUUACUCCGUUUAUGUGAAUCCGAAGGCGAAAAGCUUCUUGUAUUCGGUCAAUAUCUGUUGCCUUUAAAAUUUCUACUUCGAUUAACAGUGAAGACAAAAGGUUGGAGUCUGGGAAAAGAGGUUUUCAUGAUCACAGGAGAUCAUGACAACGACGAACGUGAGAUAGCGAUGGAUCAAUUCAACAACUCCCCGGAUUCCAGAGUGUUUUUCGGAUCAAUUAAGGCGUGUGGGGAGGGGAUAUCACUUGUGGGGGCGUCUAGGAUAAUUAUUUUAGACAUUCAUUUAAAUCCAUCUGUUACGCGACAAGCGAUUGGGCGCGCGUUUAGACCGGGGCAAAUAAGGAAAGUGUACACUUACAGGUUGAUUGCAGCGGAUUCACCUGAAGCGGAUGAUCAUGAAACUUGUUUCAAAAAGGAAUCGAUUGCUAAAAUGUGGUUUGAAUGGAACGAGUAUUGUGGGCAUCAUGAUUUUGAGAUGGAAACAACGAGUGUUGAAGAUUGUGGGGAUCCGUUUUUGGAAACUUCGUGGUUGAAUGAGGACGUGACAGCUAUCUAUAAAAGAUGA